AGUUAAGGGGAAGGGCGGUGGAAGACGGGAGGUUGGUCUUGGGAGAGAGGCGGGGACCACUCCGGCACUUCCUGUUUAAAAACUGCGGACUGGAAUCGGACGGAAUCGGUCGGAGCUGCCGGGAGACGGAGCGAGAUGCCGCGGGACUACUCGGGGACCUACCAACUGGUCCAGCAGGAAAACCUGGACGCCUACCUCAAGGCACUGGACAUCGGACUGCCACUCCGGAAGGUAGUGAACCUGCUUCGACCCACCAAGGAGGUGCAGCAGGACGGGAAUCACAUGGUGAUCCGCACCCUCACCGCCCUGCGCUCCUACACUAUGGAGUUCGACGUGGGCGUCCAGUUUGAGGAGAACCUGGGACCCGUCGAUGGACGCAUGUGUCAGACGACUGUGCAGUGGGACGGAGACCGUCUGGUCUGCACGCAGCUCGGUGAGAAGCAGGACCGGGGCUGGAUCCACUGGCUGGAGGGAGACAUGCUGCACUUGGAGAUGCACGCCGAGGGGGCCGUCGCCAAGCAGGUGUUCCAGAGGAAGACGUAGUUCACAACUGGACACAGGGCUCAUCACCGCGUCACAAACUUCCCUCACCCCUUCCUCCCGGCACUCCCCUCUCCUUUCACCCACCCUCCCUUUCCCCAAGCCUCCCCUUCAUCCUGUAAGGAUUGCAUUAAAAUCCCAUGCACUGUUAACGUGCCAAGCCUGCGCCUGUGUCUACGGUUCACUGGCUGUUUGGCUCCUCGAUGAUCGCUUUUCUCGGGGUGGCAGACGAUGACCUAUGUGUACUUGGAUAAUAAAUUUCUACUUUGACUUUUGAAAGGGCAA
Molecule: messenger RNA, 825 nt
Organism: Hypanus sabinus (Atlantic stingray)
Lineage: Eukaryota; Metazoa; Chordata; Chondrichthyes; Myliobatiformes; Dasyatidae
Product: retinol-binding protein 1-like
Exons: 4
Coding region: 136-543 (135 amino acids)
Biological process (GO): fatty acid transport
Cellular component (GO): cytosol; nucleus
Molecular function (GO): fatty acid binding
Source: RefSeq, a predicted model, not a curated record